This is a messenger RNA of Mytilus trossulus (common blue mussel), 654 nucleotides long. RefSeq names its product craniofacial development protein 2-like. NCBI's taxonomy places the organism in Eukaryota, Metazoa, Mollusca, Bivalvia, Mytilida, Mytilidae. Gene Ontology annotation, biological process: DNA repair. The coding region runs from base 1 to 654 and encodes 217 amino acids. Gene Ontology annotation, molecular function: double-stranded DNA 3'-5' DNA exonuclease activity. The transcript has 2 exons. The record is from RefSeq and is a predicted model, not a curated record.
AUGGGAGCAGACCAAGAAAAAAAAGCCGGGAAGAUGGAACCCGUCAGCCAUGGUAGGCAAUCGUCUAUGGGAAAGAAAACCCAGACAGCAAAACUCCAUCCUGCAGGCAAUGACCCAAUGAAUGUGUCUAGUGGAAGCAGAAAUGCAGCUAGGGGCAAGAAGUGUGGACUCCUAACGCCAAAAAUUGUUCUCAGCAUAGGGGCAUGGAAUGUGCGGACCAUGUAUGAGACCGGAAGAACAGCACAAGUUGUCAACGAGAUGAGAAGGUAUAACAUCAGUAUACUUGGUGUUAGUGAAUGUAGAUGGUUAAACAACGGAUCGAUUACAACUGACACAGGUGAGACCAUACUGUACUCAGGCCGAACAGACAACAAACACUAUGAAGGAGUUGCUUUAGUUUUGAGUAAAGAAGCAAAAAGAGCUCUUUUAGAAUGGCAACCAGUUGAUGAAAGGCUAAUUAUGGCAAGAUUCUACUCAAAAUUUUCAAAACUAACAGUGAUUCAAUGCUAUGCACCUACCAACGAAGCUAGUAUUGAGGACAAGAAUAAGUUUUAUGACAAAUUACAAUCGCUUGUCAGUAAAGUUCCAGCACAUGAUUUAUGUCUUGUAAUUGGUGAUCUCAACGCUAAGAUUGGAGCAGACAACUCAUGUUAA